Molecule: messenger RNA, 1484 nt
Organism: Neurospora tetraspora
Lineage: Eukaryota; Fungi; Ascomycota; Sordariomycetes; Sordariales; Sordariaceae
Exons: 3
Coding region: 466-1167 (233 amino acids)
Source: RefSeq, a predicted model, not a curated record
GUGUCUGGGUUCUCUUCUUUCUGUCUCAUCACUCGUGGCACCAACCCGGCAUUCCACUCUUCCUUCCCUCCUGUCUGGUGAGACCGCUGCUACGAGAGAUCCCCAUGCUGCUGGGCGGCAGAAGGAAGGUUCUAAAGAGUGCUGGUUCCUGAUCACUUCCUCUUAGCUUGUUCCUUCGUUUUCUCCUUUCUGUUUCUGGCUCUUGUUCAUAAUACUAAUUCCCCUUCUGAACCCCAUUGUUCAUCUUGUCAUAUCCUUUCUCAGACCCCGCCGCCGACAUUCUUGACAAACUCACUAAGAGAGAGUCGGCUUAUUAUUUGAGUCUUGAUCCAUCCAUUCAUUAUUACACAUUGAAUACUCGGACUGCUCCACCUGGACUUCACUGUUGUCUACAUAUCCCUUAUUGGAGUGUUAUUGAUUAUCACUCGUUAUCACAUCCUACUGGCUUGGGAUUAGACAACAAUCAUGGCGGCGUCCGAGUCGAUAGUCAAACACACUCUCUUAUUAUCGAGGAUAGUCUCGCGAGAGUUUAGAGAGCAUAACAACUGUACUCGAGGGCCAGAUGGCUUCAUCGACCCGGAUAGUUGUUAUGUCCCCUUUUGGUACACAAGAACGGGCGUCAUAGUGAAAUGGUCUCUCUUCCUCGGCCUAAGUACCUUCUUCGGGCUCUACCUCAUCCUAGGCUACCUACACGCCAAAAGGCGGAUGACCAAGGGUCAACCACCCAUGGCUUAUCAUAGGUGGCUCGUCGCCCGCCAUGAUCUCGCCCGCGUAGACCCUCGCUACCCCUACCCCCAAACAACCUUCCAACCUUAUAGUCAAGGACAACAACAGCCCUACGGAAACUACGGAAUGCACCCCGUCCCUCCACCAGUCUAUGACCCCGACGCUCCUCGUCCCCCGAUGUACCCGGGACCUCCUCCGGCCAUGGCCAUGGCCAUGGUGCAACCGCCGGAUGGAGCGACGAAGGUCGAUCCUAUGCAACAGGCACUGGCGCCGGCGUCAGUGCCGGUGCUACCGCCGCUGUACUCUGGCCGAAACGACGGCAACGGUGGUGGUGAGGAGCAGUAUGAAGCGCCGCCUGGACCACCACCGUCAGCACAAGCACAGGUACAGGGACCGAUAAGGCAGCAGGGAACGGGUGGGACGAAUCCCUUUCGGGAUUGAGUGAUUGGAUAGACUUUCGCUCGGUUUAGCUUUCUACCUUUCUUUCUGUUUCCUGUGUAGAGUGGGUGGCAUGAAGUUGGAUACCUAGGCGGGUUGGACACUCUUGGAUUUUCCGAUUUUGGCGUUUGUAUAGGCCGGGCUGGGCUGGGAUGGGAUGCUAGGGGUGGGUGGCUGGGCAGGUUACAGCAUUGUCUUGUUUCGUAUAUGUUUACUCUGCAUUUAUUAUACCAGAAGGAAUAACACUCUUAAGGACCGUGGUAAUCACUUGAGCUCGACCGAGACGGAAGAAGGGGCAAGUGGCGGUUGAAUAAGUCCAA